Molecule: messenger RNA, 1368 nt
Organism: Colletotrichum godetiae
Lineage: Eukaryota; Fungi; Ascomycota; Sordariomycetes; Glomerellales; Glomerellaceae
Product: cytochrome P450 monooxygenase
Exons: 4
Coding region: 1-1368 (455 amino acids)
Molecular function (GO): heme binding; oxidoreductase activity, acting on paired donors, with incorporation or reduction of molecular oxygen; monooxygenase activity
Source: RefSeq, a predicted model, not a curated record
AUGAAUGCCCGGAGUUUGAUGAAAAAUGCUCGAGAGGCCUUCAAAGGAAAGCCCUAUAGGAUGUUCACCGACGUGGGGGAUCUCAUCGUCAUUCCCUCCCAGCACGCUGACGAAAUUCGCAACGAACGCUCUCUGGAUUUCCUCAAAGUCUUUGUGGAGAAUUUCCACCCCAACAUUCCCGGGUUCGAGGGCUUCACUUUUGACGGCCGAGAAGACCAUCUCCUCCACAGGACUAUCAACAAGAAGAUUACCAAGCUGCUCAAUGAGAUAACUGCGCCUCUGUCACUGGAAGCUGAUUAUGCCACACGUCUUAUUCUGGGUACUUCGACAGAAUGGCGAGAGAUUCCCUUCCAGGCAGCACUUCUCGAUCUCGUCGCCCGAUUGUCCUCGCGCGUGUUUCUUGGCGAUGAGCUCUGUCGAAACACUGCGUGGAUCAAUAUUACCGGCUCUUACAGCAGAAAUACUUUCUUAGCCGCAGAACUGCUUCGGCAGUACCCUUUAUGGAUUCGCCCCAUCGCAUGUUACUUCAUUCCACAAUGCCGACUGCUCAAGGAGCAAGUUGCAGAGGCGAGGCGUGUCUUGAAUCCGGUGCUGGAAAAACGUCAGCAUGAGAGAAAGUUGGCUUUGGCAGAAGGGAGAAUCGCACCCUCGUAUAAGGACGCGAUUCAGUGGGUUAUGGAGGAGUCACAGGGUAGUCCUUUUGACCCUGUCGGAGCCCAGCUUGGCCUCUCAGUUGUGGCCAUACACACUACUACUGAUCUAGCAACGGAGACAAUGCUUCGACUUAUGGAAAGGCCACAGUUGAUCGAGGCUGUCCGUGCUGAGAUGAUAGGGGUUCUCCGGGCAGAGGGUUGGACCAAGUUAGCUUUGUACAACAUGAAGCUUCUUGAUAGCUGCAUCAAGGAGGCACAAAGACUGAAACCCACGACGUCUGCAACGAUGAACAGGAAAGCUAUGGGCCAGGUCAGGCUCUCCAAUGGGCUGGUACUUGAGAAGGGGGACCAAUGUCUAACCGACCUCGGUUCAAUGGUGGACCCCAACAAUUAUCCAAACCCUCUUGAAUUUGACGGCUAUCGGUUCAUCCGAAUGCGUGGAGAUCCCAAGAUGGAUAGUAAGGCUCAUCUGGUGAGCACGUCGGCUGCACAUAUGGGGUUCGGUCACGGUAUGCACGCAUGUCCUGGAAGGUUCUUUGCUUCAAAUGAGGUCAAGGUUCUCCUCUGCCACUUGUUGCUCAAGUACGAUUGGAAGCUUGGAAGUGGAUAUGAGCAUACGAUUCAGGAGUUUGGUCUUUCUUUGUCUUCGGGUGGUGCAGCAAAGGUAUCGGUGGCCAGGCGACAGAACGCAGAGGUCGACAUUGACAAUUUGUAG